UUCAAGCUUAAGCAAACGUUUCUCUGCAGUCUGUGUAUAUAUUUAAUAUUUAUUUUAUUAUUCAUAAAAUAAAAAGCCCAAACAUGGGCGAGGUACAGCGUUUGCUGGACGAGCUAAGUCAGACGCUCUGCAAAUUCCGGGAGAUGCGACGCGUGGCUAUGAUCAAUUUACUCAAUCAGGUGCGUUGCUGUGAGUGCGGGCACAAGAAGCGUUUGUCUGCGCCGUGCAACAGACGCCAAAGAAGCAGCAGAGGAAGAGCUGCUCAUCGAAUGUGUCCAGGUCUGCUCACUGCUUGCCUCAGUCUGAUGCUGCUGCUUACCAUCUACGGCGGGCAUCUGGCACGGCGCUAUAAUCACGUGCGUGCCUACGGCAGCAACGCCUGUGGAUCCACGUUCUUUUACACCUACACGGACUGCGAUGUGUGUGUCUAGCUGCGGCAGAGGGCGCAAGAGAGCAGGGGCAGUUUAACUCGUGAAUAUAUAUCGCAUUUAUAUUUUGAUGCGGCAUGCCA
Messenger RNA from Drosophila busckii, 511 nucleotides. RefSeq lists its product as uncharacterized. The record is from RefSeq and is a predicted model, not a curated record. NCBI's taxonomy places the organism in Eukaryota, Metazoa, Arthropoda, Insecta, Diptera, Drosophilidae.